Molecule: messenger RNA, 3718 nt
Organism: Biomphalaria glabrata
Lineage: Eukaryota; Metazoa; Mollusca; Gastropoda; Planorbidae
Product: sperm-associated antigen 1-like
Exons: 24
Coding region: 190-3528 (1112 amino acids)
Cellular component (GO): mitochondrion; cytosol
Molecular function (GO): heat shock protein binding
Source: RefSeq, a predicted model, not a curated record
GAUUCUAAAGCGUCACUUCCACCUUGGAAACCACGGCGUGCAAAACCGUGAGCUCCAACGUACACUUUACUUUCUUUUUUUUUUGAAGGUUAUAGCAAGAAAAAACAAUCGAAAAUUUAUUUAGUUCUAUUGGUUUAAAACCAAGUAAAUUACAUUUUCUGUACUAAAAAUCAUAGCCUAUGCGGGAGGAUGACCUCCACUAAUAUCCAUCUAGAGUCUGAAACAACACAGAAAUUUAACAUCCCACUUUCUCAUUUAGAUUUUGGCUACAUCAAUAAAUGUUCCAAUGUCAAAGAGCUUGAAAAAAUUCUGAUAGUUUUAAGGUCUGGUACUGAAGGAAAAUAUCCAGAGCUAGAGGCAUUGGCUGAACAGAGAUUACAAACUGUAGCCCCUAAAAGUCGAGUUUUAAGGAAAGAUGGUCCCAUUUUAAGACCAGGUGAUUUAAGUUGUGGUGAUUGGAAACAGAUAGAAAAUGACUUGCAGAAUUGGACUUCUUCUAUGAAAGAAAGAGACCUAAUCAAUGGGAAAAAAAAUGAUAUCAAUCAAGAAACUGAUGAAAAUGUUCCUCCAGUCCGUGCCAGCAAUGUAUUGGAAGGUAAAAAGCAAAAAAAAAGUGAAACAGACAAAAAUAAGAGAGUGACGCCAAGAGACUAUAAAGAGUGGGACAAAUUUGAUGUUGAAGCAGAACUAAACAAGACAGAAACAGAGAAGAAAGUUCUAAGUAAAAAAACUGAUGUGAAUGGUGUUACGUUGGACAUCAAUGUUGCAGGUUUAAGUUUAGAAGAGAAAGAAAUGAAAGCUAACAGAGAAAAAGAGAAAGGGAAUGAGGCAUUUCGAUCAAAAGACUUUAAAGAAUCAGUUCUUUAUUAUACACGGAGUAUUUCAUUAUUACCAACAGCUGCUUCCUACAACAACCGUGCAUUAGCAUAUUUAAAACUUGAAGAAUGGGACAAGGCCAUAGCAGACUGUAACAGUGUUCUAAAAAAAGAGGAAGCUAAUGUCAAAGCUUUACUAAGAAGAGCCACUGCUUAUAAAAGUCAAAAGAAAUAUACAGAAGCACUAGUGGAUCUUAAACAAGUGUUAAAUAUGGAGUCCAAUAACAAAACAGCCAAGGAUAUGUUUGAAAGUAUUAAUAGUUGUGUUCAGCAAGAAAUGCAGUCACGGAAAGAAAAAGGAAAACGCUUGGUGAUUGAAGAAGUUGACAACAGUGAUGAAGUGAAUGAAGUAAGCUCCUGUCUAAUUACUGAAAAUGAAAUUAAAAAUGUCGUUAAGGAGACAGCUUCAGAAGUUCAAGAAAAAAACCUUUUAACAUCAGCUGACAUUCCAGUCAGUUUAGACAAGUCUUCACUAUCUUCAACUGAGUCAGCUGACAUUCCAGUCAGUCUAGACAAGUCUUCACUAUCUUCAACUGAGUCAGCUGACAUUCCAGUCAGUCUAGACAAGUCUUCACUAUCUUCAACGGAGUCAGCUGACAUUCCAGUCAGUAAUGACGAAUCUCCUAUUUCUUCAACAGACUUGGUUGAUGUUCUCGCUAGUCAAAACCAGUCCUCAUUUUUGUCAACUGGCUUGGAUGACAUUCCAGCGAGUCAAGACGACCAACCAAUCUUAUCAACUGACUCAGAUGUUACAAGUGCCUUAACCUCAAACCAGGAUUGUAAAUUUCAAGAUAACUUGACUGAAGAAUCUCAAAAAGUGGACGAAAGUAAAGAUUCUUUUUCUUUGACACGUCCUUACUAUGUGCAGCUCUCUCUACCUUCAAAUAGUAGACAAUUUAAAGAAAGUGGUAAUACUUUAUUUCGAAGUGGACAAUAUGGAGAUGCUAGUGAUGAAUAUACAAAGGCCAUCUUGGAACUUGAAAAAGACAACAGUCAACAAGUGAAUCUCUCUGUACUGCUGAACAAUCGUGCUGCAUGUCACCUGAAGAUAGGACACUGUAGUCAAACUGUGCAAGACUGUACACACUCACUUCUGCUAGUCCCUCACAAUAUCAAAGCUUUGUUACGCAGAGCUGCUGCUUAUGAAAUCUUAGAAAAGUAUGGUGAUGCAUAUGUUGAUUACAAACAUGUACUCAGUAUAGACAAGUCAACUGAACAAGCAUUGCAAGGAGCUAAUAGAUGUCAAAGUAUAUUACAAAACUUGUAUGGACCAGGCUGGCGACAGAAAGUUUCCCCUCUUGUGUCUGUCCAGCCAUGGGAAGUGCCUCUUCUUAUUGACCAGUCCGAUGGAAAUGUUUCUAUACUUGAUACAAUUAAAACUGUGUUAAAUGCACCAGAGCAAUUAGCUUUGGGAGACACAAAAACUGUUGAUAGAAGCGAAGAGAUUCCUGAUAAAGGUCAAGAGAAAAUUAUUGAUACAACUAAAGAGAAGACUGUUGAUACAAAUAAAGAGAAGACUGUUUAUAAAGAGAAGACUGUUGAAAGUCAAACCAAAAAGAAAGUUGAAGCUUGUGAAGAGAAGACUGGUGAAACCAGUGAAGAAAAGAUCUUUAAAACCAAUGAACAAAGGGAGACAAGCCCACUGAGUAAAACUGAAAAGUUUGAGAAAUUAAAACAAAUAGGAAAUGAUCUGGUACAAAAGGGUCUGUAUGAAGAGGCUGUGAAGUAUUAUUCAUCCUGUAUAGAACUGUGCCCUGAACAAUCAGCUUGUUUUACUAACAGAGCGUUAUGUUAUCUGAAACUCAAUAAGCCCACAGAAGCUGCCUUAGACUGUACCAGUGUUUUAAAUGUUCAAGCUAACAAUCCUAAAGCUUUGUACAGAAGAGCUUUAGCACAUAAGAUGCUACUACAAUACAAAUCAAGUCUUCAAGAUCUUAUUGAACUUGUCAAACUAGAGCCCAAGAACUGUGCGGCUCAGAAAGAGAUAGAUGCUGUUAAGAUGCUGUACAAACAGGAACUGGAAAAAUUGAAAGCCAGCAAACCUGUUGAUCAAGAAACAAAAUUGAGAAAGCGAAUAAAAAUUGAAGAAGUUGAAGAUGAAGAUGACAAUCCUAAAGUAACAAAAGAUAAAUCUAAAACUCAGGGUAAAGGGAGGAGUGUGAAAAACUUGCAGCAGUUUUCAAGUAAAACCAAAGUUGCUCCAAAGUGUCACUCUGUUACAACAUCAGACAGCAGUGUAACUCCCACACCACCAAUAGCCUCACGACUCAUGAAAACAACACCCUACGAGUUUUUUCAAGCAUGGAACUCUUUGAAACCAUCUCAAGGGAUACAACCCUAUACUGAAAUUUUACGCCAAGUAUUACCAGAGAACUUACCAUCAGUCAUCAGUAACAAAUUGGAUGGUCAAAUGUUACAAAUUAUAGUCCGCUGUGUGAAUGAAGAAAUGGUAGCUAAAGGUGAAGUUGACCUGGGCUUUGAGAUCUUGGAUAAUCUACGGAAAGUUCCUCGCUUCUCAACAGUUGCAUUAUUCAUGAGCAGCAAGGAAAAGAAAGAAGUGUCCACAGUUCUGGAUGUAUUAUCUAGGUCAGUGUCCAGUCUGUACACACCAGCUGACAUUGUGAGACUAAAGAAAGAGUACUCAGUCAAAUAGAUCUCACUUGUUAGAUACCGGUAGCACUUACAUAUAUACAUAUAUAAAUAUUUACAUCAUCUUGUGUCUUUUUGUUGCCUGCUUUUAGUUGCCUUCAAUUCUAUCUUGAUAUUUUAUUGGAUCAAAUAUUGCAUAUAUUAUUUAGUAGCCUGUUUGACUGUUUGAAAUAAAUUUGAAUGAUGAAAACGUA